Molecule: messenger RNA, 7791 nt
Organism: Amyelois transitella
Lineage: Eukaryota; Metazoa; Arthropoda; Insecta; Lepidoptera; Pyralidae
Gene: Glut4EF
Product: zinc finger protein 395
Exons: 8
Coding region: 391-1716 (441 amino acids)
Biological process (GO): regulation of transcription by RNA polymerase II
Cellular component (GO): nucleus
Molecular function (GO): RNA polymerase II cis-regulatory region sequence-specific DNA binding; DNA-binding transcription factor activity
Source: RefSeq, a predicted model, not a curated record
CUCGCCGGCCGGCCGGUGCCGCCGGUCGCUCACGCACUCCAGUUCUCGUUUGAACCGCGUCUGUUAAGGUCGUUCGCAGCGAGCUGCCGUGCGAAGUUUACUAUCGCGAAAGGAUUUUCCUUUGUCCCGAACCUCGAGGACCCUGCCCUCGUAUUAUGUUUCCGCGUGAGAGCUGCAACCAGCCCCGGCCUACUGAGGAGCCGGACCGCGUGCAGCGCAUUCAAUCACGUCGAAAUUUCCGCAGUUUUCCCAAAUUCUGUGACGGCUAUCCCGCGAAACGCGUACGCCGGGCAAUUUGAAGUUUUUUUUUGUGAACGUGUGAGAAAGUAGAGCGGGCCACCGGACACCGGCCCGAGAGUGUGACAAGUAAGAGUACGGACUGUGAGCAUCAUGUCGACGGGGAAGCGGCUAGCGAAGAGGUCCAUCAUAGGGACGCGCGUCGCCGCGCUUGGUGACGACGGGCUGUACUAUUCGGGGAUGAUCCAGGAGGUGAAGACGCCGUCCUCGUUUCCGGAGAACAAUAACUGUAUAAACUUGACCCCGAAUACGCGGUACACAGUGCGUUUUGAUGGUGUGAAGAGUACGCGGGAGUACCGGGACGCGGAGCUGAUCGGGCCGGGCUUCCGCGGCAUGGCGGGCGUGCGGCUGCGGCCGGGCCAGCGCGUCUACCUCACCCACAACGGCCGCGAGGUGCGCGCCGACGUGCUCAGCCACGACCACCACUCUGAUGAGCUGAAGGUGCAGGUUCACACACCCGCCACUGAGGCCCGGAUAGAGCUGAAGAAGAGGUUGGAUGAAGUGAGAUUGCUAGAGUCACGUAAAUCCGCGAGGUUAGCGGAUGUGGACACCGACUUCGCCAGGCUGGCAGACAUGGCUGGCGACCGCCGCCGAAUCUCCGCCACCAUUGAAGUACCAUCACAUCACAUGCAAGGAUCACGCAAGCGUGGGCCAAGCAGCUCAUGCGACAUGGGAUAUGGCGAGCGAGAUGAGCAGAUGAACGAGUGCAACGCCGCGCUGGUCCUCAUGUCCCUCAGUUGCUCGCCGAACUCGCCACGCCCAAGUGCUUGGGGAGGACGGUCCUCGGUGUCACCGGGUGCUAGCAGCAGCUCGGGCUCCUCAUGGCGCUCCGGCACGCCAUCUCCACCUCCGGCUUCCAGCUCAUUCAGUGAUGAAGGCAUUGCCAUGGACUAUGAUCACCCGCGUAAAAAACGGAUUAACAGUGUGGUGUACGAGUGCACCUGGCGGGGCUGCGGGUACCGCACCAACUCCUGCCCCUCUAUUGAAGCUCACAUCAGAAAUACACACUUGGGUAAAAACAAAGAGAGCGACAGCGACCACGAGGAAGAAUUCUACUAUACAGAGCGCGAAAUUUCGACGCCUGCGCCUCCGCCGACGCUCUCCCAUCGCGACAUGUGCCGGCCGCCUCAUGAAGACCCGGAGUACCAGCGGCAAUUCGUUGGCUCUUACAGGCAAGGGCUUCUGUCGACCAUGCAAAAUGGGUCUGCGAGGCCUAUAAGCAUUCCUAUCACGCAUUCCUUGUCGAAUUCACAUUCACCGAAGCACAUGAGGCUGACGGUGAGCGGGUCGCCGAGCAGCCCCGGGCGGCGGCCGCGCUCCGACAACAAGAAGUGCCGCAAGGUGUACGGCAUGGAGCAGCGCGACCUCUGGUGCACUCAGUGCAAGUGGAAGAAGGCCUGCACCAGGUUCGGCGACUAGCGCGUGCGCCGAUCGCUCGCCGCCACCCGAGCGCUCAUCUUUCUCAAAUGAACAUUCAGAAUUCGCUGAUAUCGGUUUGACCGUUCGUGAUGGACGAGAACUUAUUCCGUGUGCGGAUUAUCUUAAGAAAUUAUAUUAUGAGAGUUUUUAUUUAAUAUAAGCAAAGAUGUAAUAUUAAUAUAUUCGAUAUGAAAACAAAGGAGACAUAUUUUUGCUCUUUGAAGUGGCUCGUAUUUUGACUGUAGGUAUAUGGACAUUGCCCACGUAUUUUUAUAGCAGUAGAUUCGCCUUUACUGUGACAUGCAUGCAGUGUUGUAUGUCGCUCUCGGUCUCAGACUGUGAAUAUUAGCCUUAAGUUUAGUUUAAGAUUAGACUGACAUCACGCAGUGUGAAAACUAUUGUCGUGAAGUCAAAAAAUAAUAUCAGACUGCGGGAUACGUAAUUGAGAGAUUUGAAAAGUUAUUUUGAAUGUAAAUAAUACUUAUGUGAGUUUUAUUUAGGUACUGGAUUGCAUACUAAUUCUGCUUUAACUCUUUACAGUCUAAGAGCAUGAUGUACAUAGUAUACACAAAAAAUAUAAUUAUAAUAAUGACUUAAGUAAGUUUUCCUCCAUAUAAUCUCUCAAUUAUGACGCAUGAGCCUUUUGUCUAAUUAUAUCUGACGUAGGUACAAACUGGUAUUUUAUUUUCUAUAAAAUAAUCAGGACAUGAAUUAUUUCUAACUUAUUCAUAUUUUUACAGAGUCGAAUAGUAUUUUUUUAAAUAUUGGCAUAUUUCUACUCCUUUGGAUCACUGCUUCACAGAAAAAGUACAUCCGUAGUGUCAGUAAAUUCCGUCCACAUUUUCGAAUGUGCUUUAUAAAGUUAUGACGAACAAUGUUUUCACACUAGCAAUUGAGAGUGUAUGCUGACACACUGGCAUACAAUAAUCACUUCGACUCGGAACUCCAGUCGAAUAUUCUUCCGUGAUAUUUUGCGGAAUAUGAACUCUGACUGAAUUACUAGAUAAUAAUGAAACAAAUAAUAAUAUAUGAUUUAGUCUCGUAAGUUAUCUCAGAUUCGACGAAAAGACUACAAAACAUGUUUAGACUUAAAAUUUUUAUGAACAUAUCUGUGUCGUAUACAACGGUGGUUCUAUCGGAACAAGAAGACAAUACUCAGCAUCGCCAGUGCUCUGCGCAUGCGCGACAUAGCACGGGGCCCGCGCGAGUGCCGCCUGCGAGGUGGAGAAACGAUAUGAUUUGACAGACGUAGGUAGAAGAAAAGCUUACAACUCAGAAUAGUAUGGAAUACAUCGGUAUGACAAUGAGUACAUGAUAUGUAUUAUAGCUGGACAAAUAAUCAGCAAACUGGGCUACUUUACUUACAUCUCCUUAAAUGACUGCUUGGAAGAUGGGCAACCAAAAGUAGAAGUACUUAUGUAGCCCAAAAAAUUGCUUCUAGACUCUGACUACCUACAUGGAAAGUUGGAAAUUCGGAACGAGGGAAAUCGGAAGAAAAACGGAAAAAAACGAGUGGAGGCGAUACGAGCUGCAAUAUUAUUUUAAGUAUUAUUAUAUAAAAAUUAAAUUGUAAAUAUUAACUAAUAUUAUUAUUAAUUGAAUUCUAUACUAUUAUGCAUGAAAGCAAUGGAUGUGUACAUAAAAUAUAAUAUAGUAUUGUUACUUAAUUAAUGUUACUAAAUCCGAUUUUGUACGGUGAUAAACAAGAAUCACCUUUUCACAUGAAAAAGUUUAAGCACGUGGCGCGGUAUUGCUGAUCCGCUAUAGUUACCAACAUUUGUUUAUAAAUCAACUAAAAUAAAUAGAGUACUUUAAUAACCACCAACUACCUACACAAUGUUUCGUAAAAAAGUUGGAGAUUAACCUGUGCCAAUUGUGGGAAGAUUAAUUAAGAUUACUGUGCGUAUGCUUUAUCACUAAUGUACUAUGGUGCUGACACAGGCUAACUGAACGCACACCGAUAUGCCUGCGCGCUAGGUGUUAAUUCUCGCUGUUAGCUGUUCCAGUUUUUAUAUAUUUUAAUCUCAUACAUCCUAAUAAAUAAAUUUUCGUAAAAGGAAAAAUAGCUCAGAUUGUUGAUUUUGAAAGAGAAUCUAUUUAUAUAUUUAGUCUUGCCAAAAAUAUUUUAUUUAAAACAGGGUGUUCAAAUUUACCACAGAUUUUGUUGGCAUUCAAUAAAUUAUAGUAUGAUUUAAUUUACGCCACGUACCUGCGAUUAUUACCAAAUAUACAUUUCUCAUUGCAAUAAUGGUUGUGAUAAAACAUUGUUGUCUUUUAAACAAAAUCAAUCGAGAUUUCUUGGAAGCAACGAAACACCACGCUCUUAAACCAAAUUAUCAAGUUAGUUGUAGGCGACGACAACUCAGCUAGCGAUUUGACAACUGCCAUACUGUAAGGUCUAGAUAUACUGCGGCGUAGGUUAUAAAUUUAUAUUAUAACGUAGAUAAGAAUAGAUAUAUUUUAAGAUGGAGUCAUAAUAAUAGUAUUUAAAUAAUAGGUACAAUACAAUCAAAUUGUAUUGUGAUUAGUGACUUAUUAUUAAAUGAGGUAAAUAACUUGUGCUACGCAACAAAUUCAGCAUAUUUUGUUAAACCCUAAUAACAUUUAGAGCAAUAUUUUUUUUAUAAACUGUUAUAAACAUUUGAUCAGAUAAGAACGUUUCAUUUUGCGUCACCUCAAUACUCACUAUUUCGACAUAAACAGUGUUUUAAGUUUUUGAUUAUUUAUCUAUUGUAUGUGAUUAAUCAAAUAAAUAUAUAGUUAAGUAUAAGCUACUGCUACAUAUCGCUGUAUAACUCACCAGCUACAGAAAAAGAUAAGCUGCGUCGCAAAUGGCAUGCUAGUUGCUAAAUAUACACCGAUCUCAAUUUUAUUCGAAGCUAUUAGAUUUUUGUUUAUCUACAAAUAAUUAUUCAUAGAUAUUUUCUUACUUCGAUAUUUAGGUACCUAAGUUAUUUAUGUUAACUCGUAGUUAAAUUUUUAUUUGAAUAAAGACAAUUUAUUUUUAUUAAGAAAUUGUAAAUAUUAUUUACGUAUUCAUUUAGCCAAAAUUUUGCUCAAUUUUAUAUGUACUCAACACCAAAGUCAUAAUAUAAAAUAUAACAUAUCAGUACAAAGGAGCAUAAUUUCUGCAUGUUCAGGUAUGGUUUGCAAACUUGAAAGAUUUUCUUCAAGAUGUACAAACAUUUCUAUAGUAACUCUACGUGACCUGUUUGGCUUGCCUCAUAUAAUAGUGAAUCUUUAUAUUGAGCAAUCGUGAUGGCGACAUCAGACAUCCACAAUACAACCGGGAGUUGGACCGAUCUGAUUCUGUGGGCGCUAGUCUAAGCUCUAAGUCUUUUGUCAUUAUGUGGUUUGUUAUAUCUACUAUAAUCAUACUGGUGUAUGUAUUGAUCCAUUUAAAUGUUUAUUUAGAUUUUUUACUAAGGAAACUUUUCGUAAUAACGUGUAAGUUCGUCGGCUGCACCUGUGCACCAAAUGUCUGUACACUGUUAAUAAUCUUAUCUAGGAAUAAUUUUGCAUUAUACUUAAAUGAACUUUGAACCCGAAAUCAAAGCCGACAACACACUUUAUAAAUUUGAAAAUAUUGCUGGCCCAAAGGCCAUAAUUUGUACUUAGAAGUAAUUACAUAAGAUAGAGUAUAAUAAUAUGUUCUCUUCUUUUAUUUCUUUUAGUCUAUCAAAUUUUGUUCGCCAUGCCUUCUCAUUACAAUGGACCAAAUUUGGUACACCCAUUAUUGUCAUGAAUGGAGACGUCUUGAGUACUAUUUCUUCUUGUGCCCUUUGGCUUAAAGUCGAGAUGACAUAUUUUCAAUGUAUGUAAAUUGUGCCUACUUCACUAUUAUAUAUUUUUAUGAAAUAAUAACAAUAAGUGUAAAUAUGUAAAUUCACAAUAGAUUGAUAAGGUAUUUCCGAAGUUGGAAAUAUGUACUGCUUGUUUUACCUAAGAUAUUCGAGCAAUACCUACAUUUGAAUCAGAACCUAAUGAUCGAUCAUUUACAAGAAGUUUUAGGUGAUCAGACGUUGUAGGUUAUUUAGCGUAUCUAUUUACUUAAACGUGUACAUAGAUUGUUCUAAUAAUAUAAUUUCAUUAAUUUCAUUACCGUUUGUAAUAAGUUUUCUUCAAUAUGUUAUGUUAAAAAGGAUUUCGAAGUUAUUCACUUUGUACGUAUUCUGUUUUUUGCUAUGUUAGUAGCUGAACGUGGCCUUUCUGUUUUUCAAGACUAUUGGCUCUGUCAACCCAGCAAGGCAUAUAGACGUGACUAUAUGUAUGUAUGUAUUUAGUAGGUAUUUAUGGCUAAACUUACAUUUGUUCAUUAAUCAAUAUUGAUGAUUCUUCAUGGUAAUUGAAAAUUAAAGCAAGGAUUAAAUAACCCAUGUGUUUCUAUUUGGUCCAUUUUAUUUUAUUAACUUAUAAUAGUUGUUAUCUGCUGUAGAUAAAUUUUGUUAUUAUUACUAUUCUGAAAAGAACCUAUCGCUAUCGUUAACAUGUAAGUGGGCAAUAUUAAUUCAUGAAAAUAUGUCUCCUGCUUUAUUAUGUAGAUCUUCAUCUCACGUCGCUUUGGAGCACGUCACAAUUACAACAUAUGUAUAAAUAUUUGCUAUUCAAUUAUGUAAAAUCUUAUUAUGGUGAAAUAUUUUUUUAGAUUUUCAUGACAUGAUCAAGUAAUCGCUCGAUGUGCUCUAACUCGCUGUGUGGUAUAAUUAGACCAUAUUUAUCAAGUUAUUUUUAGUGAUAUCACAAUUUUUGUCAUCUUCAGAAAAUGCUGAAGAUUUAAUACGUAAAUAGAUGAAAAACUUAAAGCAGUUUUGUGACCAUCAAUAGGCUUAAAGGAACGGUGUUAUAAUCACAAGUUUUAAUCUCACAUCGUGUAUUGUAUUCUAUAAAAGGGACAUUAGUAUCGAAUAGACGAUGUCGUGUCAUAGCGUGCAGUUAUCCGGGAGUUGGACGCGUAGAUACGGAUACAAUAGUUACCACUAGCUGUAAGUUUGCAAGCAACAUUGCGGUCUAAAAUGUUCUUGGACAUGUUGCUAAUCGUUCGGUUUCUUGUUUAGUUGUCAAUAUCACAGCAGUUUUAUUUAAACUGUCAGCUAAAAUUAUAAAGCAGCUUAUUUUCAUCACAUAUUUAUCUUUAAACUUUGUAUCUACCUAUACUUAUUUAAAGAUGAAAGCGGUGUUUCCCUAACAACUUCCCGUGUCAUGAACUAGCUGGCAGUUAUUCUACUGUGAUAUUCAUAAUUGUAUUUUUAUUUAUCUAGGUUAUUAUUAUUUAUAAAUUAAAUGUUGAAUGUGCGCGUGUUAUAUUUUACUGAUAUCGUGUUUAGAAUAGGCGAUGUUAUUUUAUAUUGUACCUAAUGUGUAGGUCCAGAAUGUGUUCCAAAUUAUUGAUUUUAUGAGAUAGAUAUUACAAAUAUAUUACAUAUUUAAAUGUUUAUGUUAAUAUGUUGCCAAGGAAAUGUUUGAGAAUGUAAAAUAAAAAAAUAUUGAAUCAAACAACAUAAAAUUUAAAACAUCACAAAAUUUUACAGCCUUAUUUCGAAAUCUAAGCUCUCUAUAGGUACAUAAUAUUUUAAAUAAUUAUUGCAUUUCAUAGUGAACGAAAUUUGACUGUGAAACCUAUGUACGUACCUAUAAAGUAAUAGGUACUUAAAUGUUAUACCAUGUGAAAUUUUUAAGAGAAAAUGUUAUUAUUUUAUUACGUGCUACUUCGAGUAGACUUUUUGCCUGAUGUAUUUACCUCAAUAAGUUUAGUACGGAUUUUGUGUGUUUUAAAAUAUAUUUGAAUUUAUUAGAAUCAUCGUGGCAUUAUUUUACCACUCCUCCAAAAGAUUCCAUGUCCGACUUAAACUCUUACUUAGUAAAACAUUGCUAUUGUCUUCAUAUAUUUCUUGUUCCCUGUUAUUCUAAUGUAGUAGGAAUGUUUUGUUUAUUGUGGAACUAAAGUAAAUACAAUAGCAGUACAUCUGUAAAAAAGAUUCAGAAGUGUUAAGUUAUGGAACAACUCUAGACCUAAAUUAAUUUAUUUCAGAUCGUGUUAUUAAUUGAUACAUACAUAUAUAUUUACAAAUAUAAACU